This is a messenger RNA of Closterium sp. NIES-67, 2529 nucleotides long. The record is from the annotation of a GenBank genome assembly. Lineage: Eukaryota; Viridiplantae; Streptophyta; Zygnematophyceae; Desmidiales; Closteriaceae.
AAAACUCAUGUUGAUAAAGACGUUCCACGCCCUAACCCCUUGAUCAUAUCCGUCCAGUGUUGCUUCUAUCGGGGUGAGCCAUCAGAAUUUGGACGAUCAGCAGAUUGUCUGAUCGUAGGGCGUUGCUCGUGACCUCUUUAACGGUGGAUCGCCGCACACCACCGUGAGCAUGCGUCCCUCGCGGCCCUGCGGCCACGUGCCGACCCUCAUGCGUGCGUUGGCCAGGGCGUACCAGAGCCACUCGCCGCUUCCCGCGUCGGCGUCCGCGUUCGAACGCCUCGUGCCAGCCCUCUCCGGUUCCGCUCCUUGCCAUCCACCCUCUCACCCGCUCGCUUCCCAUUCGCUCGCCCCGCUCGCCUCUCGCCCGCUCGGCCCGCUCGGCCCGCUCGUCCCCCUUUCUUUCGCUUCUUACUCGCCUGCCCCCACUCCUCUCCCGCUGCCCGCCGUUAUCCGCCACCCCCCUGCCCGCCACCUCUCCACCGAGGGGCUUGCGGGCGGCAGCACGCCCAGCGAGCAGACAGGGGGUGCAGAGGCAGCUGGGGCUGGGGGAGAGGAGCGAGGGGCGCAGGGUGCGGGGCAGGAGGGGGAGGGCGGAGGUGGGGGCGAGGGGAGUGCGGCGGAGGAGGAGUGGCGGCGUGCGGCGGAGGAGGCGCGGGAGCGGCUGCUGCUGGCGUACGCGGACAUGGAGAACCUCCGCCAGCGCGCCAAGCGGGACGUCGACGCAGCCAGGCUCUUCGCCGUGCAGGGGUUCGCCAAGGGUCUGGCGGACGUGGCGGACAAUCUCUCCCGGGCGGCUGCUUCUGUGUCGCUGCCACCGCGCUCCGUCUCCCCUGCUGCCGCUCAAGAGGAGGGCAGUGGUGGGGCGGGCAGUGGGGGGCGCGACCCAGAGGCGCUGCUCAAGGCGCUGCUGGAUGGCGUCGUGAUGACAGAGAAGCAGCUGCUGCAGGUGUUCCAGCAGCAUGGCAUGGAGCGCCACGACCCCCUGGGGCACGCAUUUGACCCCAACCUCCACAACGCCGUCUUUGAACUCGACGACCCCUCCAAGGAACCCGGCACCAUUGCCCACGUGCUCAAGGUGGGCUACACCCUUCACGGCCGCGUGGUGCGCCCAGCUGACGUGGGGGUGGUCAAGCGCAGUCAACCCUAGUCCGUGCCCACGUGGGGGCGGUCAGUCAAGCGGAGUCAAACGCAUCUGCGUCUGCUGCGCAAGGGCGUGUUAGGCAUAGGAAUUGAGUCAGAAGAAAGAUAACCAGGUGGAUUGCGCGGUAGGAGCCAAGUUGUUUGUGGUAGAUUCGAAGAGGCUAUUCAUCCGCGCAGCCAUUCUCGGGACAGCUGAGAGCGGGUUAGAAGUAGCCGGCGUCCAGUAUUUUUAUUAGACGCCGGCUGUUUUCUAGAGGCUAAGAGUUACCUACGUCGGCUUGAGCCCGCUCGAACACCUACAUCCGAACUGAGUCCUACAAUGCCAUGGACCCUCUCGUCCGCACUGCAAGCCAGUGCGCUAUAGCUUAUCAUUCUCAACCGAUCGCAAGCGCAGGACUCUGGCGUGGCCUGCUCCGUACAGGCGAGCCAACGCCGUCCACACCACAGUGCACACCUCACUCACUCCCCCCUCCUCCCCCACCCAACUUAUUCCACAUCGUCCUUGCCGCCUGAUCCCGCCUCUCACCUCCCCCGCCGGCCAUGUUGCCAUGCGCCGCGACCUCGUUGCGAUCGCGCGCUGCUCCUCCCUCCAUCUCCGCCCCCGCGUUUCUCGGCCUGCCCGCGUCUCACGCUCUCGCUCCUCCCUCGCUUCCAACGCCGCGCGUUUCGCUCGUCUCCGUCCCUUGGGCAGCGGCUCGCGUAAUCACACGGGCCUAGCGCCCACUCCACGCGUCACGCAGCGCCAGUAGACGCUUCAAGCAGCGCCACUAGACGCUUCAAGCAGGGCCAAUAGACGCUUCAAGCAGCGACACUAGACGCUUCAAGCAGCGCCCACUAGACGCGUCAAGCAGCGCCCACUAGACGCGUCAGCAGCGCCCACUAGUCGCGUCAAGCAGCGCCACUAGACGCGUCAAGCAGUGCCCACUAGACGAUUCAAGCAGCGCCCACUAGACGCGUGAGGUGUUGCGACGCGCGGCCGCCAUGCGGCCAUGCAACGCGCGGUGAGGUGUAGGUCGUCGGUUCCCUCGGGCAGCACCUCUAGGGCAGCACCACUGGGGCAGCACCACUAGGCAGCACCACUGGGGCAGCACCAGGGCAGCGCCACUAGGGCAGCACCAGGGCAGCGCCACUGGGGCAGCACCGAACCACCCCAACAUCUUGCCCGCGUGGGGCAGCGGUCAGUGAGCGACCGGCGGGUGAGCGAGUGGCGGCAGUGGUGAGCGGGGGCGUGGCGAUGACAACAAAGCGAACUCGACAGCUGGCAAUUGGCAUAUUGACAGGCUGUGUCAUCACCGCCAUUCUAUAUCUCUUCGUCGUGCUUCAGCAUCAUGUGUGGGAGGAGAAGAAGAAGCCAUCAGUUGACCUUGACACGCGCCUCAAGGCGAUUGA